This is a messenger RNA of Rhipicephalus sanguineus (brown dog tick), 1089 nucleotides long. Its product is annotated as cysteine dioxygenase type 1. Gene Ontology annotation, molecular function: cysteine dioxygenase activity; ferrous iron binding. The transcript is spliced from 5 exons. Lineage: Eukaryota; Metazoa; Arthropoda; Arachnida; Ixodida; Ixodidae. The record is from RefSeq and is a predicted model, not a curated record. Bases 7 to 714 code for a protein of 235 amino acids. Gene Ontology annotation, biological process: L-cysteine catabolic process.
AAAAAAAUGUUCGCUGCUAGAAGCGCUCAAAAUCGCCCGGCGACAACACGCGUGGCGCGUGGUGGUGUUCCGAUGGAGCCGAGGACCGUGGCAAAUUCGUCGAAGCCGCCGUGCGCGGACACAUUGAAGGACCUCAUCAAGCAGCUGCAUCGCAUCUUCGAGGAUGACCACAUCAACGUCGAGUACGUGCACGAGCUCAUGACCUCGUACCGGAGCAACCCCAAGGAAUGGCAGCAGUACGCAAAGUUUGACAGGCACAGAUACACGCGAAACCUUGUCGACGAAGGCAACGGCAAAUUCAACCUGAUGAUCCUUUGCUGGUCUGAAGGACAAGGUAGCAGCAUCCACGACCACGCCGACUCGCACUGCUUCAUGAAGGUUCUGGCCGGUACUCUCAAGGAGGUUCGCUUCGACUGGCCCCAGACCAAGGACGGCGUCGAGGCACCCAUGGCCAAGAAGGGCGACAGCGAGCUGCAGCUCAACAGUGUCGCCUACAUCAACGAUUCCUUGGGCCUGCACAGGGUUGAGAACCCGAGUCACUGCGAACCAGCCGUGAGCCUGCACCUGUACUGCCCUCCCUUCGAUGAGUGCUCCAUGUUUGACCAGCGCACGGGACACCGUUCCAAGAGCAAGGUCACCUUCUGGAGCAAAUACGGGCAGCGCACCCCAUUCGUGAUCACUCCAUCGCAACCGGAACAGUACGAAAACAACUGAACAGUGCUCCAGGCUCGUCCGAGUCACCUCGAGAGAAGAGUGACGCAUCUCGUGCAUUUCCAAGUUGCGGCCGGCUGACAUGCCGUCGCUUUGCAACAUAAUUUUCUUUUUGUCUUUAAUAAAAGCGAAUAGGGAUGUAGCUUUUUUAAGUGUUACGGUGUUACACGCGUGUGAGAGGUACAGAGGUGUCUAUUUUUUGUAUGUCCAGCAGUUGGAAUAGUUGCAAAAGUCUGUGCAAUAUAUUUGGUAGUGCAAUAUGCUGAUAGAAAAUGAGGACUGCGCGGAUAAGUACAUGUUGUUCAUGCCAUGUUUAUACGCUUUCCACUCUGUGUUGUUUUGCAAAACUAAGCUGCGCAAUAAAUGUUUAUUCACGGA